UUUUUUAUUUCUUUUUUUUUUUUCUUUUAUACUUUUUACGUGUAAUUCUUCCUCUGAUUCCAUAUUUUUAUUCCCAUUAUUUAUUAUUACCCUCCUGAGCAGCAUAUAAUGGAUCAGAAUUCUAUAUAUCAACUCUUUGUUGCCACGUACAAUCCCGACCCCAAUGUGCAUAAACAAGCUGAACUUAGCAUUCGAAGUAUUGAAGCUCAGAAUGGUUUCCUUCCUGUAGUGUUACAGAUAUUCUCCUCUGAACAAUUGGAAUUAGGAGCUCGUCAAGCUGCUGCCAUCUACUUCAAAAAUCGCAUUUAUCGUGCUUGGGAACGCGGUAACAAUUCAUCAUGUCCUAUUGGAGAAGAAGACCGAAAUAUUGUUAAACAAGGCAUUCUUCAUGCUUUAGUUACUGUACCAAAUGCCGUUCAAGUACAAUUGGCUACCUCUCUCUAUACUAUUUUGGAUAAUGAUUUUCCUGAUCAAUGGCCAAAUUUUGUCAAUGAAGUCCAAUCUUUCUUAUCUUCAAAUGAUGCUCGACUCAUUUCUGUUGGUCUUCUUGCUCUACGUGAAGUUGUCAAAGUUUAUCAAUGGAAAGAUACGGAACGACGUGAACCUCUUCAACAUAUUAUCGAACUCACAUUUCCAACAGUUCAAGGAAUAUGCAACAAUUUAGUGACAAUGGAGGAUCUUGAUGCAGCAAUAAUGCUGAAAACUAGUCUCAAAAUUUAUCAUGCAAGUAUUCAAGUGGAUUUACCAAAAUCAUUGCAAGAAUCAAAAUCACUGGUACCCUGGGGAACACUCUUUUUACAACUGAUUGAAAAAAGGAUUCCGAUGGAUUGCCUUCCAGAAACAAUAGCUGAACGGGAGGCUUAUCCUUGGGGAAAGGCAAAAAAGUGGGCGUAUCACUGCUUGAAUCGACUUUUUGGAAAAUACGGAAAUCCAGCAUUAUUACCUCCUGGAAGUGCUACUCGCUACAAUGGAUUCGCCAAAAAUUUUGUUAACAAUUUUGCACCGAAUAUCAUUCAAGCAUACCUCACACAAGUGGACGGUUGGAUCAAGAAGGAACUUUGGAUGUCUAAUAAAUGUUUGAUGUUAACAGCAGCUUUUUUGGAUGACAGUAUCAAACAUAAAACUACAUGGCAAAUUAUGAAACCACAUACAGAUGUCUUGGUUAGUCAGUUUAUUUUUCCUCAACUUUGUAUCUCUUUGGAAGACGAACAGCUUUGGCAAAACGAUCCCGUUGAUUAUGUACACAAGAAGAUUGAUCCAUUGGAAGAUUUUCAUUCGCCUCAAAUCAAUGUUACCAAUAUGUUGAUUGAUUUAGCUCAUCAUCGAAAAAAGCAUACGUUUAUGGGGAUCCUUGGAUUUAUCAACAAUGUUUUGAUGGCCUAUUUGGAAACAUCGGAAGGACAGAAAAAUGGACGUGAGAAGGAUGGUGCUUUGGCUAUGAUCGGUUCCCUGGCGAAUGAAAUUCUGGCCAAGAAAUCACCAGUUGCUAAUAUGAUGGAUGCCUUUUUUGUUACCCAUGUGUUUCCAGAUUUCAAAAGUCGAUUUCCAUACCUUCGUGCAAGGGCAUGUGAUAUUACUAGAAAAUUUAGCAAUCUAGAUUUUUCCAGCGAGGAGAAUGUGCUUAUUUUGUAUGAAAAUGUAUUGGAAUGUCUCCGGGAUUCCGAAUUACCUGUCAAGGUCCAAGCUGCAUUAGCUUUACAACCAAUGAUUCGUCAUGAAACUGUUCGUAACGCCAUGGAACCUAGUCUACCAUUCAUUAUGCAAGAACUGCUCAAUCUCACCAAUGAAAUCGACGUGGAUAUCUUGGCAACAGUGAUGGAAGAAUUUGUCGAAAUAUUUGCCGUUCAACUUACACCUUUUGCUGUCCAACUAUGUACUCAACUACGUGAUACCUAUUUACGAAUCAUGGAAGAAAUUUCUCAAGCGAAAACUCAAAACGGAAAUGGCAUUGAAGGCGGAGGCGAAGAUGAAGUGUCAUUUAAUGGAGAUAUAGAUGAACUCAGUGAUAAGAUGAUGGCUGCUAUGGGCGUUCUCAAAACGAUUGGAACACUGAUUCUCAGUUUGGAAAGUUCACCUGAAGUGCUACAACAAUUGGAAGAUGCUCUUUUGCCUGUGAUUACGUAUACUUUGGAAAACUCGGUGAUGGAUCUUUAUGUUGAAAUCUUUGAAAUCAUUGAUUCUUGCACCUUCUCUGCCAAACGAGUGACACCUACGAUGUGGGGUGUGUUUGAACUAAUCUACAAAGCUCUCAAAGAUACCACGGUUGACUUUAUGGCUGUACUCCCUCCUCUCGACAAUUACAUCUCCUAUGGUAGAGAUGUGUUUAUCGCUCAUGAAAAUUUCCAACAGAUGAUGUUUGAUAUCAUUCAAAUGGUGAUGAAAGGUGAUCACUUGACUGAGGAAGAUAAAGUAUCUGCAUGCAAACUGAUGGAAUCUGUCUUACUGAACUGUCGUGGUCAUAUGGAUUCGUAUGUGAUGCCAUUUUUGAAUCUCGCAUUCCAAUAUAUCUUCACGGGUACUAUGAAAUCAUUAGAAUUCAAAAUUCAUUGUUUAGAGGUGGUCAUCAACUGUCUUUACUACAAUCCAGCAUUGACUUUACGUAUACUUGAAGAUAAUCACUGGACACAAGGUUUCUUUUCUCUUUGGUUUGGUUUACUCGACAAGUUUUCAAGAGUACAUGACAAGAAAUUAGUGAUUGUUACUUUAUGUGCCAUAUUGGAAUUACCAUCUGAUCAGAUCCCCCACUCUCUCCAAUCAGGUUGGUCUCAUAUCCUCAACAGCAUCAUUAUGGUGUUCAAGAGUUUACCAAAGGCCAUUGAAAAUCGCGAAAACAUGGAAAAGUUAUAUGGUGAAGAUUAUGAACAAGAUAUUGAAGAAUCAAGUGGAUACGAUGGAAGUAGUACUGGUGAUGAUGAUACGGUUGAAAAUGAUGAUGAAGAUGUUCAUGAUGAAGAUAAUGAAUACCUCGAAUUUUUGACCCAACAAGCUGCAGCUCAAGAAAACGAUGGAUUAGAAUUUGAUGAAGAAGAUGAAAUAGAAGAAGAGGUCUUAUUUGAAUCACCUUUGGACGAAAUUGAUCCAUAUAUCAAGUUUGAUGAAAUCUUCAGAAAAUUACAAGGAUCAAGUCCAGAAUCGUAUACGCUCCUGACCAAGGAUUUGGAUGGUGAAAAACAAGAUAUGUUGCUUUCCAUAUUGAAUACUGCCGAACAAAAUCGAAACGCUUUAUACCUUGCUUAGUGACCACUUUUGUUUUGGAUCCUUUAUCUCUGUUUAUCUCUAUUUAUUAAUUUAUUUAUUUAUUAUUGAACUAUCUAUUACCAGACUGAUGUCGAAUCUUUAUAUCUUUAAUUUUUUUUUUUUGUCUACGUAGCUUUAUAAUAUAUAUUGGAAUAAAACAUACUAUGAUCUCUUU
Messenger RNA from Halteromyces radiatus, 3412 nucleotides. RefSeq names its product armadillo-type protein. Gene Ontology annotation, cellular component: nuclear envelope; cytosol. NCBI's taxonomy places the organism in Eukaryota, Fungi, Mucoromycota, Mucoromycetes, Mucorales, Cunninghamellaceae. The transcript has 16 exons. Gene Ontology annotation, molecular function: small GTPase binding. Bases 109 to 3237 code for a protein of 1042 amino acids. The record is from RefSeq and is a predicted model, not a curated record. Gene Ontology annotation, biological process: protein import into nucleus.